UAAUAGGCCCAUUUCCGGCCCAACAUUCUCUCAUAUUCUCUCUCUCUCUCUCUCUCGUUAUUUUCUGGUACUACUUUUCCGACUCAUUUUCCAUUUUCCCGGAAAAAAGUUUCCUCCUUUUUAAUUUGAUCAUCGAAAUUCAUGUCGGACAAGGGCAGGCCUCUCCCAAAAUUUGGUGAAUGGGAUGUCAAUGAUCCUGCUUCAGCAGAAGGGUUUACUGUGAUAUUUAACAAGGCUAGGGAUGAAAAAAAGACAGGUGGAAAACCUGAGUCACCAAGCAAGGCGGAGCAGAAUAAUGUCAGGCCUGGAGUGGAACCUGGAAGGCCAUCAUCUAAAAAAUGGUUUUGCUGCAUGGCCCAACCACCCACACAAUCUUGACGAGGUCCCUCCUACAUAUAAGAGCCUUCAACUGAAGAGCCUGUUCUGUAACUGGCUCCACCAUAUUUUUCCAAAGAUAGGAGCUGUAUAGCAGUGAUGGAUUUAUUGUGUGGCGAAAAGCUUUGUGAUGGGAGGAGUAAAGAAGACAAAUACUUAUUGUAUCUAUAUUGUCUGAUGUGAUUUUUAUUAGAUGCCAAUCUGUUUCAGUCUUUUUCUUACCUAUGCUACACACUUUAGAGCUUUGCUUAUGACAUUCUUUUCUUCCCUCAUUGUAUUAUCAAACUGGUCUUGUUUGUGAAAUGAUUUUUCUUU
Messenger RNA from Argentina anserina (silverweed cinquefoil), 690 nucleotides. Its product is annotated as protein NOI4. The record is from RefSeq and is a predicted model, not a curated record. NCBI's taxonomy places the organism in Eukaryota, Viridiplantae, Streptophyta, Magnoliopsida, Rosales, Rosaceae. The coding region runs from base 142 to 378 and encodes 78 amino acids. Gene Ontology annotation, cellular component: plasma membrane. The transcript has 3 exons.